Molecule: messenger RNA, 1854 nt
Organism: Salvia miltiorrhiza (redroot sage)
Lineage: Eukaryota; Viridiplantae; Streptophyta; Magnoliopsida; Lamiales; Lamiaceae
Product: membrane protein of ER body-like protein
Exons: 10
Coding region: 54-1601 (515 amino acids)
Source: RefSeq, a predicted model, not a curated record
UUAGCAUUUUGCAGUGAAAAAAUUAUAGUUUGGGUGAUCAUCACUAGUACAUAAUGGAAGUGGUGCACCGCCGCGUGGAGGAGGACGAGCAGCUGCUGCCGCGGCGACGACGGGCAGACUUGGCUGACCGUAGCGAUGAUGACGGUGGUGAAAGCAGUGAUGACAUGAUGGAUGGUGGAUACGAGGUGCAUCAUAAUGUCAUAUCGGAUGAGAAGAGUGUCUAUUUUGACGACAAAAAAGAUACAAAGCUCCAAUGGUCGGAAACCCAGAAUCACGAGGAGAUGUCAAAAUUGGUGAACGACGUCAUCAAUCGACAAAACUUGGAGAAUUUUAAAGCUGAAAUCUUAACAGUUUCGACCAGAGAGAGCGUAGUGGUUGAAGAAAGUGACGAUGAAGAAGUGAUAGAGUUGGAAUUCGAGAGGGCUGUGGAAAAAGUUCACACACACACUCCAUAUUGCCCUAAUUGUAGCAAUCAGAUUACAAAAGUUAUUCUUCGAAGAAAGAAAAAGGCAAGUCCUCGUCCCGACAAGCCGCUCGAUCUACUGGGCUGCCUCAGCUGCUUCAGCAUUUUCAUACCUUCAGGGGAUUGUUUGAAUCCUUUUGGCUUGUUUAAAUCCAAACCAAAAGUGGAAACCCCCAUAGUUGAAGAUGAGCAGCCACCAAUUUCUGUAGGGGGUACAACAACUAUUACUAAUGCUGGAGGAUCCACACGAGGAUUAGAAAGCCCCAACGUGGGCCCAUCAAAUGGCGUAGGGAGUACAACCACUAAUGCUCCAGGGCGGCGUCUGAAUCCAUUUAAAUUAUUUGGAUCCAAUUCGUUAUUACCAAAAUUAGAAAGCCCCAAAACUGGAUAUGAGCAGCAAUCAACUGAUGUCGAUGAGGCUACAACUAAUAAUGAUCCAGAUUUCUCAUCAGGGAUUUUAGGAGAAGCAAAACCAGAGCAUAGUCCAGCUCAUGCGACAGUUGAUAUUCCAGAGAUCAGAGGUUUACAGCAACCACUAAUUCCUGGCAUUAGGCGGUCAAAGCCGAUGGAGAUGUUGAAAUGCAUCGUGUAUGGAGGUCUAAUCGAGUCGAUCGCCAGCUUGAGCAUCGUCUCAUCUGCAGCUGCUUCCGACGCCACCACAUUAAACGUCGUCGUUAUUGGUUUGGCAACCCUACUCAGCGGCGUCUUCGCUUUUGCCUGCAACCUGGUGGAGCUACGAAACGACUGCUCGGACGACAAGUACGAAGAAGUACUCGGGCGGAGAGGGCACUUUGCAUUCCACUCGACAUUCGCCCUGCUUUCGUACCUCGUUUUCGGGCUGGUAGCCCCCACUACUUUCGCCUUUGCCUUCCGCGUGAGCGACGACAGGGACUACAAGAUUCUUGCGGUGGCUGCUGCUGCUUUUGCUUGCAUCUUCAUCCUCUCAAUCGCCAAAGCUUAUGUGAAAGGGACAGAGAGAUUCGGAGGGUACGUUAAGACAACGUUGUACUAUGUUACUCUGGCAGUUAGUGCAUCAGGUGUUGCAUAUGCUGCGGGAGAUCUCUUUGGAAUGGUCUUCAAUGAUCUUGGCUGGUUUCAACAUGUCGAUCCUCCACUUUCUGUCUGGGCCUCAUAUUGAUGAUCAGAUCAGAUUUUCUGUUCCAGAAUAAACAACACACUCUUCAAACUGGAAAUUAAUUUGCUUUUUUGGCAUAAUUGCUUCUUCUAGGAUUUUAGAUUUUUUAUUCUUGUGUUGUAAUGUGAUGAAUGAAAUUGUGCUUCUUCCCCUGUUUCAUUUUAUUUCUUUUCAUGUUAUUGUGUUCUUCAUUGAAUAUACUUGAGCCUCCAGUUGAGGCGAUGAAUAAUUAUUGAUUAAUUUAUGUAUUUAUUUA